Messenger RNA from Naegleria fowleri, 1929 nucleotides. RefSeq lists its product as uncharacterized. Gene Ontology annotation, cellular component: precatalytic spliceosome. The record is from RefSeq and is a predicted model, not a curated record. The transcript has a single exon. Gene Ontology annotation, molecular function: single-stranded RNA binding; zinc ion binding; double-stranded RNA binding. The coding region runs from base 1 to 1929 and encodes 642 amino acids. Lineage: Eukaryota; Heterolobosea; Eutetramitea; Acrasida; Naegleriidae.
AUGGUGUUCUUAUGCAAAAAAUGUAAUCAAACGUUUACGAAUAUUUUUGACUACAAGAAACACAUCGUCGGUCAUUCCUCGGAGCAAUCAUCAAAUACAUUGUCCUCAUUGGCAUCCAAAACAACAUUAGCACCGAAUGCUGAAAUCAGCAAUACAAACAACACCUCUUCAUCAGUAUCACCGUUCUUAUGCAAAAAAUGUAAUCAAGGGUUUGCGGAUAUUUUUGAAUACAAGAAACACAUCUCCACUCAUUCCUCGGAGCAAUCAUCAAAUACAUUGUCCUCAUCGGCGUCCAAAACAACAUCAACACCGAAUACUUCUACCAACAUUAAUUUUGCCUCUUCUUCUUUUCAACCCCGAAACCCUACAAAAUCCAGCACUUCUCCUAUCCUGCACUCACAACACCAUCAUCAAGCAGGUGUCGAUCGAACCUCUUCUUCUCCGAUCUCUUCGACAUCAAUCCAUUCUUCAACAACCAGAACUUCCCCAUCACAUGCUGAGUCAUAUCAUUCGGAAAGCACCAAGAGUGUUUUGAGUGGAGGCUCCGGAAAUAUUAGUAGUUUUGGUAGACCAAGUUCAGCAUCACCUCCCUCCCAACACUCAUUUCCACAUGAUAACAGAAUGUAUUCAAAUGAUCCUCCUUUUUAUCAGCAGUUUCAUCCACCAGUCUUUCAAAAUGUUCAAUUACCCUAUCCUGGUGCUUAUUUACCCAGCUAUCCAUCGGUUCCAUUGUAUCAUCAACAUUACAAGCAGAACAACCCACCAAUACCGUCAUAUCAUCAUCAUGCUCACCAUUUCCAAAAUCAAGAAAUUGAACAGCUUUCUGAUAAUUUUGCAAAUAGUGCGAAUUUAGGAUCAUAUUCUAAACCUCAGGCGAGCAUCUCAGAACCAAUGAGGAGCAUAUGGUAUUGUCCUAUUUGUAAUGUUGAAUGCAACAGUCAGCAAAAAUUGAAUGAGCACAAGCAAGGAAAAACACAUUUGAAAAAGUUAAAAAAUCAUCACUUACUUUCAGAGCAGGUCUCUCCCCAAAAUGUCAAUAACGAAAGACCGCCCUCUUCAGCUUCAACAUCACCACUUCCUUCUCUAAGUGAUUUAAAAGAUGUUAUAGAACUCCAAAAACGAGAAACUGGAGAUUGGUUUAAGUGCAAAAUAUGUGACGUUGAAUGUAAUGGACCGGACGUCUUGAUGAAUCACUUGGGCGGAAAGCAGCACAAGAAAAAUCGUGAAAGAUAUGAGCUAAAAACUAAAUUAUUGGAAACAGAAAAUACUAAAAACAAUGUUGGUACUCAACAGAGUGGUGUUAGGAGUAGUGAUGAUGGUAUAAGCAGCAAUACUGAUACAAGUUUGGAAUCCAUAACAGAAAUGAUUAACUCAGGUAAAUUGAUUAAAAGAGAUGGAGGAAGCGAAGAAGGUUUUUAUUGUGCUAUAUGUGAAACAUUUUGCAAUAGUCUUGAUGCGCUUAAAGAUCAUAUUAGUGGAAAAAAACAUUUAAAAAAUAUGAAAAAUGCUGCUGCUUUGGAGCUAAGGGAAAAGAGCAUGAAAUUACAAACUCCAGCUUCUCUUCAUACUCAUCAGCAACAGGAUGAAGAAUUCUAUAGAGUCAUUGGUAUAAAUACGAAUGAUCAAUAUCUAGACUUUGAUUUAUCAAGAGGAGUUCAAAUUUUGGAAUACUUUUUUACAAAAGUUUAUUUCCAAAAACCAUCUUACAUCGAAGAGUCUGAAGGACCACCUCAUUCAAUGACGUUUAAAUGUUUAAUCCAUGUAGAGCAUCAUAAUUUUACUGUUGAAGGAAUAGCUUCUUCUAAAAAGGACGCAAAACGAUAUGCAGCUAUCGAAACAUGUCGAGUGUUGAAUGAAAAAGGGCUUUUAAAAGAGGUGGUUCCUGAUUAUUUAUAUUACAACCCACUUAGCUCUCUCUCAAACAAGUAG